Messenger RNA from Penicillium alfredii, 1197 nucleotides. RefSeq names its product PH domain-containing protein. The transcript has a single exon. Bases 1 to 1197 code for a protein of 398 amino acids. NCBI's taxonomy places the organism in Eukaryota, Fungi, Ascomycota, Eurotiomycetes, Eurotiales, Aspergillaceae. The record is from RefSeq and is a predicted model, not a curated record.
AUGACUCCCAUACUCGACCACCCCUCGCUCGAAGGGCCUCGCAAAACCCCCGCGAUCCAACUUCCCGUCCAGGCCCCGUCUCAUCUCCACGCGCCCCCUUCGCGCAAUGGCCACGUCAACCUGGAUACCUUUUCGCCCGUGAAUGAGAAUGGGAGUUUUGAAUUCGAUCGCGUGUUGAAAACGGGACGGGUCUACCGUCGGGUCAAGCACAAACAUGUCUUUCGAGCCUCGUGGAAACCUGCCUAUCUCGUCCUCCGACCGAAUCUCCUUUCCGUGUACAAAGACGAAGAAACCACGCGACUUCGCGUCUCCAUCACUUUGUCCGAAGUGACAGCGGUCGCGUCGGUCAAGUCUCCGCGCUCGCAUCGACACCAUGUUUUUGGCAUUUUCACCCCUUCCACCAACUACCGCUUCGAAGCCCGAUCGGAGCGCGACGCCGAGGAUUGGAUCGAUCGCAUCCGCGCCGAGAUUCCGGGGGACGAGGAAGAAGCGGCAUUUCUGGCCCUGAGCAAGAAGCGCGACCCUCCCGCUAUCCAUAAGCAACUCGUCGACGACACCACGGACCAUUCCGAUUUCGAUCCCGGCCGCGUGAGCUCCCCGGAGCUGGGUCGCACCCGGUUGCCGCGCCCGGCCAGCCGCACCUACAAACCUCCACACAUCCAGGACUACUCGGGGAACGAAAUUACCUCUUACUCGGAACUCUCCGAUGGGUCACCGCCCACAGCCCACAGCCGGCUGCGGUCCAUCUCCUCCGUCCAUACUUUGUCCAUCUCAGCGCCCGAGGAGAAGGAGAAGGAGAAAUCACCCAAUUUGCCUCGCGACACCAGUCGGCAAUCGGAGCUAUGUAUGGCUCGUGAUCCAGAACGCGUGGUGUGUCAGGGGUAUCUGCAAGGUCUGCGCAUUAAGGGCACUGUACGCCAGUGGAAACGACUCUGGGUCGUACUGCGGCCCAAGAGCCUGGCUUUCUACAAAGAUGACCAGGAGUACUCCGCUAUCAAAAUCAUUUCUAUGUCCCAGGUGAUCGAUGCCGCUGAGGUCGACCCGAUGUCGCGAUCCAAGAAAUUCUGUCUGCAGAUUAUCGCCGAGGAAAAAACCUACCGGCUCUGCGCGCCUGACGAGGAAUCUUUGGCCCGCUGGCUGGGUGCUUUGAAGAGCAUUACCGUUGCCCGCAAGAAGCCAGCUUCCGCUGGAACGUGA